Messenger RNA from Carya illinoinensis, 2784 nucleotides. Its product is annotated as pentatricopeptide repeat-containing protein At2g15630, mitochondrial. The transcript has a single exon. Gene Ontology annotation, molecular function: protein binding. The record is from RefSeq and is a predicted model, not a curated record. Lineage: Eukaryota; Viridiplantae; Streptophyta; Magnoliopsida; Fagales; Juglandaceae. The coding region runs from base 348 to 2288 and encodes 646 amino acids.
UACCUUCUUUCCAUCGGCUCUGCCUGCUCAAGCUACGAUAGACACAUGCCAUAAGGCCCAAAGGGCCAUUGCCAUCUUUUACUGUCAGCAGGCCCAAAUAGUUUGGAAGUCCACUUGCUGCGCUUUCUCAAUUUCCGUUUCUUAGCUUCUUAGUUCUUGCUGCCUUGUGUUUAUGUACCAACUAGGAGUUCUCUCCCAUAUAAACCCCGAUUCUCGGAUUCUAGAGCAAACCCAGAAAGUGAAAAGCGCAGCAGCGGCAGCAGAAUCCGGACGCCACUAGCUACUGCCCUCUCUCCACUUCUCAUCUUAUCUGGUCUCUGCAAUUUUCGGGUGAUCUUGUAAUCGUGAUGAAGACUCACAAUAUAGUUAACUAUCGAGCACUCAAACGACACGAGCUCAAAAGCACCCUCCUCCCGAUAAACCCAUCUACCUUUCUUGCACUUUUCUGUUCUACCCCUCACCCCUGCUCCUCUCCGAAAACCCAAACCCUACCUAAAGACAACCUUACAAACCCCCCACCAGUUACUCAGCGCUUCCUUCAAAACUCCAUCCAAUCUUCUCAGUGGAAUUUGAUCAAGCACCAUGCGCCAAACCUCACCCCCUCUUUAAUCUCCACCGCCCUCUACAAUCUCCGCGAAAAUCCUCACCUUGUACUUGAAUUCAUAUCCCACAUAGAGUUCCAUCGUCUCGAUGUUAAAACCUGCUGCCUCGCCAUCGCUAUUGUCGCGUGCCUCCCAUCUCAAAAACCCACUUUACAACUCUUAAAGCAAGCCAUUUCCAGUGGCAUUUCUACAACCAGAGGACUAUUUGAUGAGUUGGCGCUUGCGCGUGAUAAUUUGAGUAUCACAAGUAGUAUUGUUUUUGAUUUGUUGAUAAGGGCUUCUUGUGAUUUGAAGAGGGCUGAUGAGGCUUUUGAGUGUUUUGAUAUGAUGAAGGAAAAGGGUGUUUUACCUAAGAUUGAGACGUGUAAUAUGAUGUUGAGUCUGCUAUUGAAGUUGAAUAGAACACAGGCAGCGUGGGUUUUGUAUGCGGAGAUGUUUAGGCUGAGGAUCAAAUCAAGUGUGUAUACAUUUAAUGUAAUGAUUAAUGUGUUGUGUAAAGAAGGGAAGUUGAAGAAGGCGAAGGAGUUUAUUGGGUUUAUGGAGGGGUUAGGGGUUAAGCCUAACGUUGUUACUUAUAACACGUUAAUCCAUGGGUAUUGUUCAAGAGGGAGGAUUGAAGCCGCGCAUUUGAUUCUCAAUACCAUGAAAGUUAAAGGUGUGGAACCAGAUUCAUAUUCGUAUAAUUCGCUUAUCAGUGGGAUGUGUAAGGAGGGCUGGCUUGAGGAGGCAUCUGGGCUGGUAGGUAAAAUGGUGGAGAAGGGGUUGUUCCCAAGUGCUGUGACGUAUAAUGCAUUGAUUGAUGGGUAUUGCAAUAAAGGGGAAUUAGAAACAGCCUUUGGUUAUAAAGAUGAGAUGGUUAGGAAAGGGAUAAUGCCAACUGUGUCGACUUACAAUUUGUUGAUUCAUGCGUUGUUUAUGGAAGCUAGGAUGAGUGAAGCUGAUAAUAUGAUUAAGGAAAUGGGAGAGAAGGGAAUGGCUCCUGAUGCCAUCACAUAUAACAUCUUGAUUAAUGGGUAUUGUAGGUGUGGGAAUGCAAAGAAAGCCUUUAGCCUCCAUGAUGAGAUGUUGACUAGUGGGAUUGAACCUACACGGGUAACCUAUACGUCACUUAUUCAUGUUUUGAAUAAACGCAAUAGAAUGAAGGAGGCAGAUGAUUUGUUUGAGAGGAUACAGCGUAAAGGUGUGUUGCCAGAUCUUGUAAUGUUUAAUGCCUUGAUUGAUGGUCACUGUGCUAAUGGUAACAUGGAACGUGCAUUUUCACUUUUGAAAGAGAUGGAUAGGAUGAAGGUUCCUCCUGAUGAAGUGACUUACAAUACCUUAAUGCAGGGGCGCUGUAGGGAGGGGAAAGUUGAAGAAGCUCGUGAACUCCUUGAUGAGAUGAAGAGAAGGGCGAUUAAGCCUGAUCACAUUAGUUAUAAUACUCUCAUUAGUGGUUAUAGCAGAAAAGGGGAGAUGAAGGAUGCAUUUAGAGUUCGAGAUGAGAUGUUGAGUAUAGGUUUCAAUCCCACUCUUCUCACUUACAAUGCUCUUAUACAAGGCUUGUGCAAAAACCAAGAAGGUGACCAUGCUGAAGUGCUCCUCAGAGAAAUGCGAACUAAAGGUAUAAACCCGGAUGACAGCACCUAUUUCUCUUUAAUUGAGGGGAUUGGCAAAGUUGAUAACUUCGCGGGGGAUGGAGAUUCAUAAACGACAUAUUUCUUCACAUUCUUAUGAAUUUUCACGGAGAAGGGGGAUAUCUUGAAGCAAGUUUAGGUUUCAACUUUCAACCCAUCCUUUAUGGUUAAAAUGCCAUUAUACAAGGGUUAUUCAAAACCAAGAAGGCGACAAUGCAGAAGAGCUCCUCGGACGAAUGAUAAUAAAGGUAUAACAUCCGGUGACAGAAUCUCUCUCUCUUUAAUCAAGAGGAUUGCCAAAGUCGACAGCUUCACGGGAACUAGGGAUUCAUAAUGAUGUAGUUUUCCGCAUUAUUCUGAACUUUAGUGGAGAAAGGUGUUCUCUUGAAGCAAAGUUUCUGUUCGGAAAUUGGAAUAUUCUUUUCAUUUCCUUUUGUUUGGAAUACCAACUUGUUCUGUGAUUUUGGCAGAGAAUAAUGUUAUUGAGAGAGAUGAUUUCUCCAAAGUUUUGUCAUACUUUGUGGUAACCCAACAUUGAGAUAAUGCUGUCACUAGAUGAUUACCGUGCC